Penicillium soppii is the source of this 1593-nucleotide messenger RNA. RefSeq names its product ribosome-binding protein NMD3. NCBI's taxonomy places the organism in Eukaryota, Fungi, Ascomycota, Eurotiomycetes, Eurotiales, Aspergillaceae. Gene Ontology annotation, biological process: ribosomal large subunit export from nucleus. The transcript has 3 exons. The record is from RefSeq and is a predicted model, not a curated record. Gene Ontology annotation, cellular component: cytoplasm; nucleus. Bases 1 to 1593 code for a protein of 530 amino acids. Gene Ontology annotation, molecular function: ribosomal large subunit binding.
AUGGCGAUGGAUUUAGAUGCCGCAGUGCCUAUGUCACUGGAUUCCCACCCUGUCUCAGCUACUAUUCUUUGCUGCAACUGUGGUGCCCCUAUCGAUGGAACCAUUUCAGCUGGAGCGCUGUGUUCAGACUGCUUGAGGCUGAAUGUUGAUGUUUCAGCAGGUAUCCAACGUGAAGCAGUUCUCCACUCCUGCAGAGACUGUGAGCGAUGGCUCCAACCUCCCAACAGCUGGGUCGUCGCUGCUCCCGAGUCAAAGGAACUACUCGCCGUUUGUCUGAAGCGUCUUCGUGGCUUAUCGAAGGUCCGGAUCAUCGACGCUAGUUUCAUUUGGACUGAGCCUCACUCUCGCCGUGUCAAAGUCAAGAUCACUAUCCAACAAGAAGCCUUCCAAGGUACAAUCAUUCAGCAAACGUUCGAGGUCGAAUACGUGGUCGCUUCGCAGCAGUGCGAUGACUGCAAAAAGUCUUACACACACAACACAUGGAGGGCAGCAGUCCAAGUACGACAGAAAGUGCCUCACAAGCGUACCUUCCUCUACUUGGAGCAGCUGAUUCUGAAGAGCGGCGCCCACAAUGAUACUGUCAACAUCAAAGAGGCCAAGGAUGGUCUUGAUUUCUAUUUUGCGCAACGAAACCACGCCGAGAAGAUGGUUGAAUUCCUCACUUCGGUUGUGCCGUGCAAAAUGAAAAAGUCUCAAGAGUUGAUCUCUAUGGAUAUUCAUACCAGUACAAGUUCUUACAAAUUUACGUACUCAGUGGAAAUUGUGCCUAUUUGCAAGGACGAUCUUGUCGCACUACCUAUCAAGCUUGCUCGCCAGCUAGGCAAUAUCUCGCCUCUGACUUUGUGCCACCGAGUCGGAAACUCGGUGAAUCUCUUGGACCCUGCCACUCUUCAGACUGCCGAAAUCCCGACAGGCACAUAUUGGCGUUCGCCAUUCCGAAACUUGGCUGAUGUCACUGAGUUGAAGGAGUUUAUCAUCAUGGAUAUGGAGUUCAUGGAUAUGGACUCUAGCCCCAAGGCCAAGGGCAAAUUCCGCCUUGCUGAGCUCACAGUUGCUCGCUCCUCAGACCUCGGUUCCAACGACAUUACUUACUUCACACGCUCACACCUUGGCGCAAUCCUGCACGUGGGAGACGCUGUGUUGGGCUACCACCUUAGCGGAACCAGAUUCAACGAUGAUAACUUUGAGGCCAUUGAGGCGAAUAAGCAGUACAGUUCGAGAAUUCCGGAUGUUGUCCUUGUUAAGAAGUCAUACGCCCGCAAGAAGAAGGCUAAGAACCGCGCGUGGCGCCUCAAGCGUAUGGCCCGCGAAUACGAGGAGGAGGCUGUUGCCGCUGCCGCCGCCGGUGCUGGCCAGCAGACCCGCCGCGAGCAGCAGGAAGCCAACCGUCUCGAGCAGGACUAUGAGAUGUUCUUGCGUGAUGUUGAGGAAGACCAAGAGCUACGACAAACACUUAAUCUCUACAAGGCUAGCACACAACCCCUGGGUGACGAUAUGGAUGAGGACGAUGAUAACGACGAUGAAAAUGGAGUGCCGCAGAUCAACAUGGAUGAGCUGCUUGAUGACUUUGAUGAGCUCAAUAUGGGCAAUUAA